AUGUUGAAUGUUCCCUAUUUGUCGAGCGUCACUGACAGUAUCCAGUCAAAUAACAUCUCUGCUGCACAAAUUCGAGAUGAUCACGACCGUCGAGUCACAGGGGAAGCACAGCAGUCUCCUGAAGCUGAAGCUGAAGCGGAAGCCGGGCAAUCGCCCAAUACCGCUGAAAGCCUGGGCUCCCCGGAUGUGAAUUCCCCGGAGGAUGUGACUAAAAAGCGCAAGCGGCAACAGUCCAUUGCCAAAAUCAAAAAUACCAAGGCUUUUGCUCGCCGCAAGGCGCGACGCACCGGGGACGACGAUGAUGAUUUACUUGCCGGGCAGAUGGUCGAUGAAAAGCAACGUCCAAAGCCAGGUCAGCUAGAAAACUGUGAAAUUUGUGACAAGCGUUUUACAGUCACUGCGUAUAGCAAGACUGGCCCCAAGGGAGGUCUACUAUGUGCCGAUUGUUCUAAGAAGCAAAAGGGGGACGAGAAGAAGGCCCCUGCUAAGAAGCGUGGCCCUGGCAUCGGUCGCCGUCAAAACCAAGCCAACUUGCUCGACGGUUUGACCUUGCAUGGGACUCAGAGUCUAGUCGAAACUUGCAUCAAGAAAGUCGCUGAUAAUAUUAACGAUGUUGAUGAAUUCGGCGAUCUACCUCCAUCCUUGCUACUCCGUCUGGGUCAAAUUCUAUCCAGAAGACGGGCUGUGACUUCUCGGACUUUGGAAUUGUUCUUACGUCCUCGUUACAAGUCCAUUGACCUGUUUGACUGUGCCAAACUUGGCACGGAUGAUUAUCACAAGAUUCUUGCCUCUAUGCCUCAUCUUACUAGAAUCAAUCUGCGUUUCACAACUCCAAUGAAGGACUCUAUUCUUGAUUACAUGAUUGAGCGUGACAUGAAAAUCAAGGACCUUCAUUUGGAUGGGCCAAAUCUUGUGACUGAUGACUGCUGGCGCAGGGUUUUCAAAACUGUUGGCCACAGACUGCAGAGUCUGAAGCUCUGGAAUUUGGAUUCUGCUUUUGACGAUGAUACUGCCUUGGUAAUGGUUGACAAUUGCCUUGGCCUUCAACGACUGAAAUUGAAAUUCCUCUCCAAAAUCGGCGACAAAGCGCUCGAGGCAAUCUCUACUCUCAAGCUUCUUCGGCAUUUAUCAUUGCGUCCAAUGCCAGAGACCAAGGCACAAACCGAAUCUUUUCUCCAAAUCGUUGCCGCGCUUGGGCCUCAGCUCAAUACGUUGUCUCUUGAAGAAUUUGACUUUAUCGAUGACCGUCUCCUACAGCACAUCCAUGAGCAUUGCCAUGCGUUGUCCAAGCUUCGGCUUACCCUAAACUCGACCUUCACUGAUCAGGGAUUGACCAAUCUUUUCGAAGGGUGGUCCAAUCAUGCUCUUACCUAUGCGGACUUCCAUUCUCUCCGAGAUGUGGACAUGUCAAAUCCCAACGGUCCCCCGGAGCCUGUCGGGCUCGCAUCGAAUGGCUUUAUUGCUCUGAUGAAGCACUCGGGCUCAAAACUUCAGCAUUUAAACAUCGCAUCCUGUCGCCACGUUUCAUACAAGGCAUUCGAGGAAGUGUUUGCAGAGGACAAAAAGUACCCUGACCUCAAGUACCUUGAUAUAUCCUUCAGCACAGCGGUGGAUGACUAUAUUGCUCAAUGUAUCUUCCGAUGCUGUCCAUCCCUGCAGCGAUUGGUUGUCUUUGCUUGUUUCAAAAUUCGUGAUAUCCACAUCCCCAGAGGACUUGCCGUCAUUGGCACCGUGGGUGCGACCCUCAAAGUCGAUGGAAUUACUCAGUCUGAAACCAUUUAA
This is a messenger RNA of Penicillium nucicola, 1782 nucleotides long. RefSeq lists its product as uncharacterized. The record is from RefSeq and is a predicted model, not a curated record. Gene Ontology annotation, biological process: SCF-dependent proteasomal ubiquitin-dependent protein catabolic process. The transcript has 3 exons. Gene Ontology annotation, cellular component: SCF ubiquitin ligase complex. Bases 1 to 1782 code for a protein of 593 amino acids. NCBI's taxonomy places the organism in Eukaryota, Fungi, Ascomycota, Eurotiomycetes, Eurotiales, Aspergillaceae.